CACGUCCGCCGUCACAACAGAGAGGGCCCGGUGCUAGUGCUGCGAGCUGCCAUAAGCACUUGAUAUCAGGAGAGUCUGUCGUGUUUACUAGUGCUUGUUUGCACAUACAUCACAUAGAAGGUCACAGACGAGAAAUGAUGGCCGUCAGCUCUCUUCAGGAGCACAACACCAUGCCGGCUGGCUCAGAUGGCAGCGACGACCUCAUGUCGGAUUUCGAAGUGCUACCGGCGAACGACGAAAGCCUCGCGUUUGGGCCUAUCGCUGGCAACGGGCCUCUCGAGACCCUGCAUCUGUCGCUGCCCCAUGGUGACAGCACCUCGCUGUCCAGCGCGAGCGAUGACCUGACUCAUCAAGAGGCGGAAGAGCGCAUCGCCAAAGUGCUCCAGGAAAACGCCAACCUAAAAGGAAAGGUGGCACAUAGCACGGCCAAAAUCCAGCAGCAGUACGACACCUUUGUGGCAUGGCAGAAGAAACUGGCCGAGGCGCAGCUCGUGCUUAAAGAAGAGCUGGCAGACACGCACCGCAGGCUGGAGGAGAAGUGCUGCUUGGAAGGCCAGCUCAGGGAGAUGGUGGAGAAGCUACAGGCUGCAUGCACAGAGCAUGAAGUGGAACGCCAAGCUUGGCUGGAGGCGAACAAGGCCUUUGCACAGGGGGAUGGCAAGGCCACAAAACAAUGCAGUGUGGUUGAAGGAGCAAGCAUUGUAUCAGGGGAUCCGACAAGCUUUUGUGAACUAGUCCCUGGGCUCUUGCCAAGCAAGGACAAAACUGAACUGAGUCUGGCGCAGGCAGUUGUGUUGCUUCAUGAUGAACAGAGCAAGACAGCAGAGCUUGCUGAGAAAAUAGGACAACUGAGUGACCGGCUCGAGGCUAGGGCACAGCAGCUAGAAGACUCGCAAAAGAUUGUCUCCAAACUAACACAGCAAGUUAACGAGGCCGAGAGCAGAAACUCGGCUAUUACUUCACAGGCGACUAGCAAGCAGGCAGAGCUUGAGACAGCACUUCUUGAGAAAGAUGCCCUGGUCAGGGCUCUGCAAGGACAAUGUGAGGGGAAAGUCGCCGAGAUUGAAGAGCUGAGGCGUGCCCUGCUGACAGCCGAGAAGAACUGUGAGCGUGCGCGCAGGGACUAUGCGGAGUUGCUGCGAACUUGGCAGGAAUUUGAGAACACCAAUGACGCUGGCGAGCGGACAUUUGUGCGUGUGGAACAGCAGUCCGGCGCGGCUGCAUGGCGCGAUGCGGAGAAGUUGCGCCGCCAUUCCGAGAGGCAGGCACAAGAACUGGCUGAACGUGAGAGCCAGGUCGAGGUGCUCCGACAAGAGGUGGAGCGACUCAGGAAGGACCUGGAGAUGCUGGCUCCUCUCCAAGCACAGGUGGAGGUGUACCGCACAGACUAUGAUACGGAGCGAAACCUGCGCCGGCAACUGGAGACAACAGUGCAGCAGCAUUUGAACACCAUUGAGGAGCUCCGUGAGCAGAUCACCGCUCUGCAGGAGCCGCCAUCAGAGCAGAGGAGUAGUCGCAGUAGCAACCAGAGGUCUUCCGAGUCCAACUCUGCAUCUACACAGCAAGCUGAUGCUCAGGGAAUGGAAUCAAUGUUGCCGUGUCCUCUGUGCAUGGAGGUUUGUUCAACACGCUCGCUCUACAUAGCCCACGUCCAGAGCUGCGCAGAUGGCCAGGAAGUACGCUAGACUCAAUUGCCGUCAAGCAUGCAUGCGCCAGAAAGGAAGCCUCCGGCACAUCACCUCCUUGUAGAUAUGACCUGCCAGAUUGUUCUUUAGUCGGCUUGGGUUCUGAAGCGAGCGUCAAGUGUGAAAUUCUCUGUUUAGGCACAUGGAAGCACUGUUUGGCGCCACAUGUUCUUCGUCAACUCUUGGCUAUUGCUGAUUAUGCAGCGAUUCUUUUAUUGGCAGUACAAAAACAGGCUUCAAAAUUGCUUGGCUCAAGUAAAACAGUGCACUAAGUGCUCUCUUGUGUCUGCUGAAUUGCGUCGUCUUUGUUGUCUGAAACACCUUAGCCCACAUUUGAAUGUGGUUAUACAUCCUGAUUAUAAUUAUAAAUGUGCUGAAAUUCUUAACUUCUGGAUUAAGGCACAGUUUUCUGUGCACAUUCUUUUUAAAUGUAGAUGUGCAAUAGCAUGCUGUGCCUUCGUCUACAGGAUCGCAAAUAUUUUCUCGAGUUCCUUGAUUUUUCACUCAGUACUAAUGUGUUAGGUUCAAGUUAACCACCUUCGUUAUGUAGCAUACUGACUGUCUCUGCAGAUGUCUUCUGUAUUGAAGCUUCUGCGAAUCAAGGGAGAGAAAUUCUUCCUGCUGCCAUUGCUGCGGCGAGCCAGUGUAUUCUUUGUUCUCUUUAGUUGGCCGCUUGCAUGGUAAAUAGCCUGAAAUACUAGAGCUGCUACGUGAAUGUUAGCUUGUUUUACAUGCACCUUUUGCCCAUCCAGCUUUUCAGAUCAGUGCAGCCGUCUUCAGUUGAGACUGUUGCUACUGUUGCAGCGUGCACUGAGAGAACGCUUGUGCAUUGUUUAAUUAUUAUGGUUGGUUAUGGAUAUCCGCUGCACUAGACAUGUUAUGGUCAGAACCGGGAACAACAUUUUUCGUAUUCCUUCUAAGAUUUUGUUUGAUUGUUAAUCACUUUAUCAGAGAUGUUCCAGUGUCCGUUCAUUGAAACGUAAUGUAACGCUGUUGCACACCUUAAUUGCAACAAAGCUGCAUCUUGUGGUUGGAAUUUAUGCUUGACCAUAGAGACAGUUUACUGAAUGCCGAUUUCCAUCCAUGCAUGAGAUGCUGCAACAAGGUUGCUUUUGUUACUAGUGGCUGUAGUAAUGAUAUGUGUCACAAAUAUGACUAUUGUGUGAAUUAUUUUCUUUCUAAGGAAGGUGUUGCAGUAGAAGAAAAGAGUCUGCGAUGUGUAGCAUGGGUAGAAAAGGGCUGUGUGGUGUAGAUUUGUACAGUGGACAAGCUAAUGCUUAAUGUAGUUGUGAUGUACACGUCUUGUUGCUUGUCUUUAUUGUUGUUCAUAUCCCGAAACACUUCUACAUGCUUAAGACACAAAGAAGCUGCGCGUUAUUGAAAUCAAAUUUCAGUGUGUUGAAAGCUUCAGUUAUGCACACAACUUUUGAUAAACACUGUUGUUUGGAAAUACAAUCAGGUGCAUUGCUGGUUAGUGGAGAUUAGUGGUAGAUAGCCUGUUGCUAUAAUUUAAGUAUGCAAAAGCCUAGAUAAAUUGUUCAGGAUAGCUGGCGCGCAUUGUGCAGUGGUUGGGUAUAUGUAAUGUUUAACAAGCAUUUAAGAAAUUUUCUAAAGCCAGAUUAUUCAUUCUUUUUUCUUUUUUAAAGAUGCACGUGUGUUUACUGUGUCUAAUACUCGCUCUCUAAUGUCUACAUCUGUAGGGGCCUGCUAUUAAAUAAACUAAUCUUUGUCAUACAAAGCUUGACAAUACUAGAGUGUAGAUUGUGAAAAUGUUCUGUGAGGUUGUGCUAUAUCAGGCACACAUAUUUAAGGGGAAAUUCCCCCCAUGUUAUUUUUUUUAUGUUUUUUUUAAAUAUGUCCUCGCACUGACAUAAGCACAGUGUAUAAUUUUUAAGGAACCCUAAAUCAGUAGCUGACAUUGCAUUGCUGACUAAUGUGUGCUAGGCUUGAGUAUGCCUGACACGCUUUAUAUCAGUAGUUUCAAUCUGAAGGCAUUCAUUAGCUGCUAAUUUGUACUAGUUAGUACUUAUGUGCAGUGAAAGUGUUGUGGAAUUGCAUGUCCAUUGAUACCGUUAGUUCUGUGGCUUUGAAUAUACGUACGUUACAUGUGAAAUGCUUUUUUGCUUAGUCAGCUACUGCAGUAUGCAUCUUUUGAACGUUGCCGCCUUAUUUGGCAUGCAUGUACAUUUGUGCUGCAUGUGUACAUGAGCAUAUGUAGGUUAAGAAAUGAAAGAUUGACGCCAUUUCAAAUGAGAAUAAAGAGGCUUUUAUUCUGUC
Dermacentor andersoni is the source of this 3962-nucleotide messenger RNA. RefSeq lists its product as uncharacterized. Gene Ontology annotation, molecular function: K63-linked polyubiquitin modification-dependent protein binding. Gene Ontology annotation, cellular component: nucleus; cytoplasm. Gene Ontology annotation, biological process: regulation of canonical NF-kappaB signal transduction. Lineage: Eukaryota; Metazoa; Arthropoda; Arachnida; Ixodida; Ixodidae. The record is from RefSeq and is a predicted model, not a curated record.